Messenger RNA from Chara braunii, 873 nucleotides. NCBI's taxonomy places the organism in Eukaryota, Viridiplantae, Streptophyta, Charophyceae, Charales, Characeae. The record is from the annotation of a GenBank genome assembly.
AGAACGUCUUCGAGACGGGGCACGAGAGCAUGGUGAAGACGUGUCAGCUGGCGGGGACACGUGGCUACAUCGCACCCGAGUACGUGCUGAGAGGGCGGCUGACGGCCAAGAACGACGUGUUCGCAUUCGGAGUAGUCGUGUUGGAGUUGAUGACCGGGAAACCGGCGAUUCUGCGCCAAUCCCCGGUUGAUGGCGAAUUUCAAGCGCUCGCGGAAUGGGUAAGAGGAUUUUCCCAGCGUCCAAACAUGUAUGACAUUCUCGGCACGAUCAUCGACCCGUGCUUGAGGAGUGUAGUGGAGACGAAUAUCGUCGUCAGGAAUAUGGUGAUGGAUGUGGUUAAUCUAGGGAUUGCCUGCUCCCAACAGGAAGACGAGCGAAGGCCGAUGAUGAGCUCGGUCUGCGACAGGCUUACGGUUAUCGUGUCGGAAGCAAAACGGCGGGGUUUAUUAGAGUGACGCCGUCCAUCGUAUAGAGUGGAAGAGUACCUGGAAAUGGCGGCGAGGAGGCCAGUCGGCGAAAGCUGGGAGCGGGAGGGAAGGGAGAUGGGGGCGGGGGAGGGGUAGCCGGGGGAGGAACCGGGGGGGCCGGGGAGGUGGUGUGGGGAGGCGGCGGGAUUGCGAAGUACUGAGGAGGAUGAGCUUAGAAGUUUUGGACAGAGUGCCCACUCUAGAGUUGUCAAAUUACUCGACAGAAGGUACUGAAGUAUAGUGAGGGUAGACUGAUGAUGUCGUUCGUUAUCAAUCGGCCGUCGUCGUCAAGGCGCACAAAAAUGUCUCUUGCGCUUACGUGGCAGUGGCUUUGAGAGGGAGAACAGGGCAAGUGGACUACGGAAAGCCCAGUCUUGAGCCCAUGAGCUUUGCGCCAUGGGAUCGU